Messenger RNA from Ruditapes philippinarum (Manila clam), 6978 nucleotides. RefSeq lists its product as uncharacterized. Lineage: Eukaryota; Metazoa; Mollusca; Bivalvia; Venerida; Veneridae. The coding region runs from base 1 to 1425 and encodes 474 amino acids. The record is from RefSeq and is a predicted model, not a curated record. The transcript has 4 exons.
AUGUCACAGAAUUGCGGAGACACUGAAGAAAUAUUACAACAAAUAAUUCAAAACUGCAAAUCUAGUAGACAGCAUCGAAGAGCCCUCCGUGACAAUUGCAAAACACUGACUGACAUCAUUUCACUAGGACGCUCAUCGGAAAUUUCAAAUGAGCAAGCUGCUGCUAUGGAAUCUCCUAAACCGGCAGCCAUAAAUAAGGUCAAACAUUCACAAGACGCACCAUAUCGUGGACGAAGAGGCGCAAGAAGACCUACAGAAGGCGGUCAACAGUUUUGCCCAAGAAAUAUUGAAACUACCAAAUGCAGAAAUUGUGGGGGAAGAUACCCUCACAAUAGACAAUGUCCAGCCCGUGGCAAAACUUGCAACUUUUGUAAAAAGCCCAAUUACUUCAUGAUAGUAAAUGAGACAGAUGAAAACCAAAGUCACUGUUUUGUUAAAUGUAAAGGUAUUUCUUCAAUGCCAACAACAAAUAAGAAACAGUGUCCAGACUACAAUGUAUGGGUUAUGCUGGAAGGUAAAGGCUGUAACAAUGUCACGGCCCUCUUUUAUGCCAUUGCAGACAUUACCGAGAAGAAACGGGAUGGAAAAUUGGCACCCACAUCAAUGAAAUGUACAUGGAGCAAUCCACGGAAGAGGAAACUGACACCUAAAAAGUCACAGGACCCUACAUUUAAGAAGUACAUUUGUACAUACUUUGACUCAUUGAAAAUUACAUCAAGUGAAUGUGUCAGUAUUGAAUGCCUCACUAGAAAUCAAAGUGGGUCAGAUUUAUGGGCAACCGCGAGAGAAGAGAGGCUAACAGCGUCAAACUUUGGAAGAAUUUGUAAAUUAAAGAAAUGUACAAAACCAGAUUCCACAUUGAAAGACAUUUUAAAAUACAGAACAUUUGAUACCAUCCAUACAAAAUAUGGAAAGAGUCAUGAAAAUGUGGCUAGGAAACAUUACGAAAAAUUUAUGAGAAAAUCACAUCCUGGACUUACUGUGAAAAAAUGUGGACUGCUAGUGACACCGGAUUAUCCCCAUCUUGGGGCAAGUCCAGAUGGAUUUAUUAACUGUACUCACUGUGAAAGCCACAAUGGUUUACUUGAAAUUAAAUGUCCAUCUUCUUUAAGCUGGAGAAUGAAAACACCAGAAGAGUGUGCAACUGAUUCAAAGUUCUUUUGUGUUUUGCGUGAUGGAAAGGUUACUUUGAAACAAACUCACAAUUAUUAUUAUCAGGUUCAAGGGCAACUUGGAAUAAGUGGACGGAAGUGGUGCGAUUUUGUUGUUUGGACAUGUGUGGGAAUAUCAGUGGAAAGAAUCUUUGCUGAUAAAGAUUUCUUCAUAAAUCAUAUGGUGCCUCAUUUGAAUGACUUCUAUUUAAAAGCAUUUAUCCCAGAACUCUUCAGUUGUUGUGUUCAACGUGGAAUACCAUUGAAGUGUUAAAUAAAGUGUUCAAUCAUCAACAAGGACUACCAUUGUAGUGUUAAAUACAGUGUUCAAUAUUCAACGAGGAUGUACAGUUGUAACAAUUUAUACUAUACUUAGAAAUAUAAUUGUAAUGUUAUACAGUGUUUCAUUGAAGACAUGAAUACAUUUUCAGUUACUUAAACUGUAUUCAAUGAGGAAAAUCAAUAAACUGUUACAUAUAUGUGUUAAAUGAGGAAUACCAAUGUAAAUAUUAAAAUACUGCAUGUUCGUAACGUUGUUUUUCAAUGGAAUCGGAUAAUCAUGACUUUUAUAUAGUUUUAUAAUACUGCAUGUUUGUAACAUCACUUUUCAUUUGAUAAUCAUGACGUUUAUAUAGUUUUAUAUACACGGCUGCUGUCGAUUAAUAAAGAACUCUCGCUUGAUUCCUCUAAAAAUGAUGCUUGCUGUAUUAUAAAUUCGUUAUAAAUAUUUCUGACAGGUUAUAUUGCCGUUUAUAAACGGUUGUUUGCAAUAUAACCCUCGCCUAGCAACUCUGGUUAUAUUUACAAACAGCCGUUUAUAUAGGGCCAUAUAACCUGUCAAAAAUCUUUAUAACUAAUAAUAUAUUGAACUGUGCUUUCACAAACUUAGUACGGUACGAGAAACAAAUGAAACAUUUCUUUAGGCCUUGGAGAAAAUUACUUAGACCUACAAAUGAACCUUAGAAUGAUGCAAUGUCCAUCGAAAUUCUAGGGCACAAACAGAAAGAUACAAAGCACAUGACCUUAAAUCACUUCCUCAAGAUCUCUGUAAAGGAAACAGGUCAUGACAUUUACACAUUCAAUCUUUUUUAAUGCAUAACAUGUACAUACAUGUGAACUUUUUCAAUGCUCAAGAGGAAGAAUUUACUUCAAAAAGAGGGAGAUUUUUUAAUUGACAGGAAAUUUUGAAAUGGAAAGGAGGGAGAUUCUUUAUUUUUUUGAAAACACCCCUUAUUCUUAGAAAAAUAUUUAAAAAUGUCACAGGAGAAAGAGGGUGUCUCCCACUCAAAUUUGGGAGUUCACAUGUUUGCAUGAACACAUUUAUGGAAACAUUCCAACAUGAGUUAUUUUCCAUUCAUUUUUAAACUAUAAUUUGAAAAAAUGCCAUGGUCAAAGGCAUUUUAGAUAUAGUUGCUCCUAACAUUUUUUAACUUAAGCGGCCGCUUAAUAUGUGCAAACUUGAUAAAAGACUACCAAAGAAUGCUACAAACAAAAUUUGGUGAUCAUCCAUUAAUUAGUUUUGUAGAAGCAGACGUUUAAAGAUAUUUCUAAUUUUAGCUAUUGCGGCCCAAAAAUAUGGCCGAUCAAAUUAAUAUGAGCACACUUGAUAAAAGACUACCUAAGAAUGCUACAGACAAAGUUUAAUCAUCCAUCAAUUAGUUAUGUAGAAGACAAUGUCUAAAGGUUUUUCUAUUAUUUGCUGUUGAGAACCCUAAAAGAGUCUUAUCAAAUAAAUAUGAGCAAAUUUGAUUAAAUACAAGCAAAGAAUGCUACAAACAAAAUUUGGUGAUCACCCAUCAAUUAAUUCUAUAGAAGCAGACGUUUAAAGAUAUUUCUAUUUUUGCUUUAGCGGCCCCUAAUAGGAGCCAAUCAAAUUAAUAUGAGCAUACUUGAUAAAAGACAACUUAAGAAUAAUUCAGACACAGUUUGGUGAUCAUCCAUCAAUUAAGUCUGUAGAAGGAGACGUUUAAAUGUAUUUCUAUUUUUGGCUAUAGUGGCCCCUAAAAGAUACCAAUCAAAUUAAUAUGAUCAAACUUGAUAAAAGACUACCCAAGAAUGCUACAGACAAAGUUUAGUGAUCAUCCAUCCAUUAGUUCUGUAGAAGAAGAUGUCUAAAGGUUUUUCCUAUUUUUAGCCCUAUAGACCCCUUAAAGGGGCCACUCAAAUUAAUAAGAGCAAACAUGAUAAAAUACUACCCGAGAAUGCUACAGACAAAGUUUGGUGAUCAUCCAUCCUUUAGUUCUGUAUUAGAAGAUGUCUAAAGGUUUAUCUAUUUUAGCUCUGUUGACCCCUAAAAGGGGCCAAUUGAAAUGACAUGAGCAAAUUUACGUGUGACUGUCAAAAGGAUGCUACAGACCAAAUUUUAGGUAAAUCUGCCCAGCAGUUUCAGAGAAGAAGACGAUUGUUGACGCAUGACGACGGACGACGGAGUAUCCUCCUUUGAUACUAAUAGCUCGACCUGUGCCUUCGGCUCUGGUGAGCUAAAAUACUAAACAUGUCCACAAAAAAAUCUCCAGGUACACAACUACACAUGCUGAUCAACUAUCUUGUAAAGUUUCAUGACUCUAGGUCAAAUACUUUUUGAGAUAUGUGCGACACAAGUUGAAAAUUGCAAAUAUUUACUAAGUCAAGGGCAAUAACUCUAAAAAUAUUAAAUAUAUCCAUACAAAAAUAUCCAGGUGCACAACUACACAUGCCAAUCAACAUUCCAAUAAAGUUUCAUGACACUAGGUCAAAUACUUUUUGAGUUACGUGCGAUACAAGUUGAAAAUUGUAAAUUUUUAUUUAGUCAAGGGCAAUAACUUUAAAAAAAUACUUAAUAUAUCCACACGAAAAUACCCAGGUGCACAACUACACAUGCUGAUCAACAUUUCUAUAAUGUUUCAUGACUCAAGGUCAAAUGCUUUUUGAGCAACGUGCGGCACAAAAGAGAACGGAUGGACGGGUAAAUCUAAAUGCCCCCCCCCCCAAAAAAAAAAAAGUCAACGACGAGCAAGUGAAUGUAUUAUGUAUUUGGACACUGGCGCUCCGGUGAAUAUUCUUGGUGAAAAUAUAUAUAGCAUAAUUGGUAAAUCUGAACUGUCAAACAGAAAUUUGCCUAAAUUAUUAAAAUUUGUCUAAAUUAUUACCAUAUGGCAGCCCAUCACCUUUGAAAAUAAUCGGAAAUGCAAACUUGCCAUUGAAAAACAAAAAAUAAUCAGUGUCGAUACACUCUAUAUUGUACAUGGCAGACAUGGAAGCCUUAUCAGUUACCAAGCAGCAUGCAAUCUAAAUAUCAUUGAAAUAGUAAACCAAAUACAAGAAAAAAAUAAGAGGGUGUGAAGCAAGACACAUAUCCAAAUCUUUUCAAAGGGAUAGGAAAACUUAAAGACAAGACAGUGAAACUACAUAUUAAUGGAUAUGUAAAACCGGUUGCUCAAAGAUACCGAAGAACACCAUUUAAUCUGUGUAAUAAAGUCGAAAAAGAAAUUACAAAAUUAUUGAAUGAGGACAUUUCUUAAUGACUGAGUUUGCAUAAUUUGCGCCCUAUACAUUGAAACCAUUAGCCUCCUUGGGGCAACUGAUUCUAUCAUUCUAUCCAUUCAACCAUUGCAGAACAAGAUCACCAUUUACUUCAGUGCUGUUUGAUCUUUGUCUGCAGUGUUUGCUUAAAAAAAUGAUGAACAGUUGCGUCCAAAUUGAAAUUUGACAUGUGAAUGUAAGAUUUUUAUUGUGUUUUUAGGUUUGAUAUUUAAUUGUUAUAACAUAUGUUAUUUUUCUGUUAACAGGGAGGAAUUAAAAUCUACGCAAAAGGAGAUGUAUAGAGUGCAUGAAGAAUAUGUGAAGAUGUGUGAAGAAAGGGAACUGAAAAGGUAGAAAAUGAACCAACUCCAUGGAUCUCGCCAAUUGUGACACCAUCGAAGAAGAAUCCUGAGGAAAUCAGAAUAAGUGUAGAAUGUCCAGUAACACAGAAAACAGAGGAUCAGAAAACUGACUGUAGAGUUGCGCAAUCAAUCUUAGACUAUUAUGAAAGCAAAAAUGAAGAGACUAUAAAAUUGAUCUAGAAGAAGACUAUCCAAUAGUUUGUAAGAAGGAAAAUAAGCAAAGUCAGGAGUUCGAUUAGGAACACAUAGACAAAGGAGAGAAACAAGCAUAUCAGAAGACUAUUUAGUCAUUCUUGAAGACAGUAACUUAUUAGUAAAUUGUGAUUGCACAGCAAAUACGUGUAUUAAAGAAAAUUCUUGCAGUAAAUUAAUUAUUUUUAAAAUUAAAAAUAGAGAAUGCGAAAACGACAAUAUCUGCUAUACAAGAGACUAGUGUAACAGACAGCCAGAAAAAUCUGAUAAAAAAACAACAAUGAAAUGUCAGACCUCUUUCAAAAUCAUAAGUAUUGACUUGAACAUAAUAGAAAACACAAUCUCGGGAUGGAUGAAACAACACACUAUUCAAUAACUGGGCAAAGUGAUAUCAAGAAAGUCAAAUUGCAAAACGAAGUCCCAAAGACUGACAUUCCAAUGACAGGUGAAGAAAAACACGAACUGAAAUUUUCUAGGACGAAUUUAAAAGAGAAUAACGCAGUCUGAAGAACAGAUAAAUCUCCUUCUGCAGCAGACAUCAAUGUGUACUUCUUGACCUUUAACAGACCAUGAUCUUGAUGCUGUGUCAUGUAUAUUGGACUACAUCUAUAUACAUGCUGAGAACUAACAGGAGAGAGACAGGUCAAUUCCCUUUUUACAAGUAGGUUCAUUAAAAGAAACAGUUAUAAAUAGCGGUGGCUUAUAAGAUUAAUUAAUUAAAGAUUUGUGAUAUCAUGUACAAUGUAGUGGUUAUAUAUUUGGAAUAUUGUGUUUGAAAAUAAAAGUGUGCAAAUAUUUUAGGGAAGAUUUUUUUAAUAACAUUUUUUGGAUUUUAUGUCUUACAUGACUUUCAAAGAUAACGGAUUUUAUAAGAAAUUGUGAGAAAACUUGUGACAAAAUAUUUUAAUUUAAAAAUGGAAAGUGUUAAUUCUCAACAUGAAUCAUCUUGUCCGUCAGAUAUUGCUGAGCUUGCGGGUCAAAGUAUUCCCACCGAUCAGGGGCAAAGUAUCCCCAACAAACAGGGGCAAUGUAUCCCCACUAUAUCGGGCCAAAGUAUGCCUGCUGGUAUAUUGCAAGCUAUGCUUUACCAGCAAACAUUGCUUUUAAAGACAGUCCAGGCAUUGCACCAAAAACAAUAAAUGACAAAAUGACUGUGAGUGAUGAAAGUGGCAAUGAAUCCAAACAAGUAAGGAAUACAUGUAUAUCUUCCUCAAAUGCUCCGGCGUCAUAUGAAUUAGAUGACGUUUCUUCAGAGGAGAGACACAAGUGACUGUGAAGAUUUACGCUCAAUGAUUAAACUCUACAAUGAAAGCGACAAUGUCACUGACAAAAUCCACGAAAACUUGCCAGUAAUAUCAAUUUGUCUCUUAGAAAAAAACUUUUCCAAGAAAGAUAAAAAAGACAUACUUGAAAAAUUUCACAGACCUGCAAAUGUUAUUAAUAUGAGUGUUCCUAAGGUUAACAUUGAACUAUGGAAAGAUGCCCAUCAAAAUCUGAGAAAUAAAGACAUGAAUUUAUCAAAAACCAGGGCUUAAUUCUAACAGCGUGCUCAUGUGUUGUUAAAUACCUAACAAAACAAAACAAGAGGGCCAUGAUGGCCCUCAGGUCGCUCACCUGUAUAAAGGCACCCGGAGCGGGGCCAGUUUAAACCCUAGGGCUUUUAUUUGAACAAACUUAGAAGACACCUAUUAGAAGAUGUUUCACAAUGUUAAGUUUUUACUACUCAUAUAUAAUGAAAAACAAUGAUCUACUCCCCCCCCCCGUCAGGGCCA